Hordeum vulgare subsp. vulgare (domesticated barley) is the source of this 1309-nucleotide messenger RNA. RefSeq names its product protein FAF-like, chloroplastic. The coding region runs from base 1 to 1146 and encodes 381 amino acids. The transcript has a single exon. The record is from RefSeq and is a predicted model, not a curated record. Lineage: Eukaryota; Viridiplantae; Streptophyta; Magnoliopsida; Poales; Poaceae.
AUGACGGUGGCGGUGUGCCAUGUCAUGCCGGCGCUGGACGUCGCUCCUCCUCACACUCGCAUGCCGGCGCCGAUGCCACCGCCGGAGCAGCUGGACAUGUGGGGCGCCAUCAACGGCUGCGCCACCAAGCCCGAGCCUCCGGCGGUCAAGCCCAAGAAUGGCUACCCGAUGGCGACGGUGCGGCGGUCCAUGAGCCAAGAGAGCCUCAGCCUCUGCACCGAGAGCCUCGGCUGCGAGACCGGCACCCGCGGCGACUUCCUCGACCUGGCGUCCCUCCUCUACGCACCGCCGACGACCGACGAUGCCGACUUAUUCUCGCCGCCGGCAUUGCAAGAAGACAACGAAGAGGAGGAGGAGGUGAUGGGGGAGGUGAUACUUAGGGAGGUGCAGUACCACCGCGCUCGGCCGCAGCGCGCGUUCCCGCCGCCGCUGCCGUCCAUGUCGCGCCGGGGCGGCGACGAUGCCGGGCCGUGCCUGCGCGUGCGCCCGCACCGCCGCGACGGCCGCCUCGUGCUGGAGGCCGUGGCCGCGAAGCCCCAGGGGUACCUCCAUGCGCAGCGCGAGGGCGGACGCCUCAAGCUCUGCUUCGUGGACUGCUCCUCUGUUCGCGGACACCAGAGGCAGAGCACGGUGCGACCACAGCAUGAACACCAGAAGCAGAGCAUGGUGGUGGAAGCAGAGGAGGAAGAAGAGGAGGAGGAGGACGAGGUGGAGGUGGUGGACAGGGGCACGGUGGUGGAGGUGGUGGCGGCGUCCGGCAAGGCGCAGCGGUGCUCCAGGAUCGUCAUCAACAAGUUCGUGGGCGGCGCGCCGGCCACCACCGACGACCUGAACGCGAUCCCAUCCCCAUCGCGCGGCUCCAGAGCCGCCGAGGAAGAAACCGCUCAUCCAGCGACGCCGGGGCUGCGCCGUGUGCCGUCGUCCACGACGACGCUGGCGGCCGCGGUGGCCGCCGCGUCCACGGGCAUGCAGCCCGGCGAGGAGGACGAGGAAGAUAUCAACGACGUGGAGGAGAAGAGCACGGCGCUGCUGUUCACGUCGCGGGUGGGGGAUCGGGAGGAGCUGGUGCAGAGCGUGCGGCGGUGCCGGCAGCUCCGGCAGCGGCCGCUCUUCAUCGUGGAGCCAUACUCCAUCGUCGCCGCCUGAUCAUUGAUCCAAAUAAGAUGCCCGCCAUUGCUAGUAGUUAAUCAAUUGAUCAACAACUAAGAUUUUCAAUCUAGUAGUACCUAGCUAGUUGUUGCUAAGAUCAUCCAUCGAUCGGUCAGUAUGUAAAAUGUAACUUUGUUCUUGAUGUCCUAUCAAAUUGAGU